ACCAUGGACGUUGUCCCGCCAAAGACCGUUCAUACUGAUUUCCCGGUACGUCCUCCCCCAAGAAUUGAAGACACAAGUUCCAGUAACCAUUGGAGAGAUUAGGUUAUCGACACCGACCCGUAAGAUCCGAAUACCCCCAAUGUUUACCCCGCCAAAACCAACAGAUAAACGGACAAAACUGAUAUCGAAUCGCAGUCACUUCUUUCGUGUGCUCCGGUACGCCCGUCCAUCCGAUUAUGCUCUCGGUGCCGGGACGGCCGCGGCAGGUCCAAUUCUCUUUCUAGCGAUGGAGAAAGCACACCCGUCGUUCUUGCCCAGAUCCGCCAUGGCACAGAGUUUGCGUCUUGUCACGGCGAUCGGUGUUGCCGCGGGGUUUCUACGAUACUAUAAGCGGUCUUCAUGUAAGCCCUGUUGAUUACAUACCCGCCAAUGUUAGGAAAGGGAGGCUGAGGGCGACUGAUGGAUGGUAUUUCCAGUACGAUUCUGGGGAUGGGCUGAAAACGCGCGGGAGGUAGAGAUGGACAUGAAAGAGAUGGUUCAGAAGGUCAAGAAUAAGGAGCCAUUGUACGGAGUUUCUGUGCUUGAUGCACAUAUGCAGGGGGUCGCUGCUCGUAACUCGCGUUACUCCCAGACAUUCUUCCAUGUCUUGCCGUGGUUUAACUUGGUUAACCACAAUCAGGUGAGUUCCUGUCAGUUACAGAAGCUACAAGGGAUUGAGAUCUCUGAUAUUCGGAAAUUAGCACGGUGUGGAUACAACCAAGUACUUCCGUGCGGCGGAAGAGGAGCUGGAAAGGGAACGCCUUGCCAGGGGAGAAUAGGCAUCACUCCGAAAAAAAAAAAGACAGGCAGAAGCACCCAUCUCCUUUAGUGUUCAUUAGUUUAAUGUACAAAAAAUACAAGACAUGCAUAUCAAGG
Tuber aestivum (summer truffle) is the source of this 915-nucleotide messenger RNA. NCBI's taxonomy places the organism in Eukaryota, Fungi, Ascomycota, Pezizomycetes, Pezizales, Tuberaceae. The record is from the annotation of a GenBank genome assembly.